GCGUGUUUGGAUUAAAAAGAGAGAAAAAAAUUAAAUACGCUGUAGCAGGGCACGGAAUGAGCGUCGUUUCGUUUUCAGGUUGUCCAUUUGUCUUUCUAAUGCUUCUUCGUGAUGUGUUAUGGGUAACGUGAUUGCGACACAGAUCCAGGAAGGACAAAUCAGUCAUUUUCCUUCUCCGGUACUAAGCGUUUCAUCUGAGAAAUCGAGGAGAUUUUGUCAUUAAUUCCUUCCACGUUCUGUGAUUGAACAAGAGAUAGAGAAAGAGAUCGAGAAUUUGGGAAUUGGGCAUUUGUUUGGUUGCCGGCAAACGUUGAGGAUUAAGAGAUGGGGUUUUUCAGUACAAUUUUCGGUUUCUGUGGAUUUGGAGUUGGAAUUUCAAUGGGUCUUAUGAUCGGAUACUACCUUUUCAUAUAUUUCCAACCCAGCGACGUUAAGGAUCCUGAGAUUCGUCCAUUGGUUGAGCAAGACUCAGAAACUUUGCAACGCAUGCUUCCAGAGAUACCCCUGUGGGUGAAAAAUCCAGAUUAUGAUCGUAUUGACUGGCUUAACAAGUUUCUUGAGUAUAUGUGGCCUUACCUGGACAAGGCCAUUUGUAAGACUGUAAAGAAUAUUGCAGCACCCAUUAUUGCUGAGCAGAUCCCCAAAUAUAAAAUUGAUUCAGUUGAAUUUGAAACACUUACGCUAGGAUCCCUACCACCAACUUUCACAGGAAUGAAAGUUUAUGUCACUGAUGAAAAGGAGCUGAUAAUGGAACCAUGCUUCAAAUGGGCUGGAAAUCCUAAUGUCACUGUUGCUGUUAAAGCUUUUGGGUUGAAAGUAACUGCUCAGGUGCUGGAUUUGCAAGUUUUUGCUUUACCACGUAUAACUCUGAAGCCUUUGGUUCCUAGUUUUCCUUGUUUUGCCAAAAUCUAUGUGUCUCUUAUGGAGAAGCCACAUGUUGACUUUGGACUAAAGCUUGUUGGAGCUGAUCUCAUGUCAAUACCUGGCCUCUACAGAGUUAUCCAGGAGAUUAUCAAAGAUCAGGUUGCCAACAUGUAUCUGUGGCCGAAAACCCUAGAAGUACAGAUAAUGGAUCCUACAAAAGCCUUGAAGAAGCCUGUGGGAAUUCUCAGCGUGAAAGUGCUGAGGGCACUGAAGCUGAAGAAAAAGGAUCUGCUGGGUGCAUCAGAUCCUUAUGUCAAAAUAAAGUUGACCGAGGAUAAGCUUCCAUCGAAGAAGACAACUGUAAAACACAAGAACUUGAACCCUGAAUGGAAUGAGGAAUUCAAUUUGGUUGUUAAAGAUCCAGAGACCCAGGCUGUAGAGUUCCAUGUUUAUGAUUGGGAGCAGGUUGGCAAACAUGAUAAGAUGGGUAUGAAAGUAGUUCCUCUAAAAGAACUCCCCCCUGAGGAGCCAAAAUUUAUGACUCUUGACCUACUUAAAAAUAUGGAUAUGAAUGAUUCUCAAAAUGAGAAGUCACGUGGGCAGCUAGAGGUUGAGUUAACAUAUAAACCAUUCAAAGAGGAGGAGAUGCCUAGUGGUUUUGAAGAGUCAUCAAAUACAGUGCAGAAGGCUCCUGAUGGAACCCCAGCUGGUGGAGGUCUGCUUGUAGUGAUUGUUCAUGAGGCUCAGGAUGUGGAAGGAAAGCAUCAUACUAAUCCUCAUGCACGGCUCAUUUUUAGAGGGGAGGAGAGGAAAACUAAGCAUAUAAAGAAGAACCGAGAUCCCAGAUGGGAGGAGGAGUUCCAGUUUAUGUUGGAUGAGCCUCCCACUAAUGAUAGACUACACGUGGAAGUUGUCAGCACUUCAAAGAGGAUGGGCUUGUUACAUCCUAAGGAAUCUCUGGGUUAUGUGGACAUUAGUCUUGCGGAUGUUGUUAGCAACAAAAGGAUCAAUGAGAAGUACCAUCUUAUAGACUCAAAGAAUGGUCGGAUUCAAAUUGAGAUGCAGUGGAGAACAUCUUCCUGAGCUUGUUUACUGUUUGUUUUCUUUGUCUGAGUACUUCUUUACUUUGGAUUUUGAUUUUAAAUAGCACGUUAUAGGAAUACUUGUCUGUUGUUUUUGCCCUAAACCCCUCCAAUUCUUUUUGCUGCUUCUGUAAGUGGUUACAAUAAAUAAGGUAAAAAAGAAAUACCACGCAUAGUUACUUUCAAA
Messenger RNA from Manihot esculenta (cassava), 2133 nucleotides. Its product is annotated as synaptotagmin-1. Gene Ontology annotation, cellular component: endoplasmic reticulum. Bases 325 to 1947 code for a protein of 540 amino acids. The record is from RefSeq and is a predicted model, not a curated record. NCBI's taxonomy places the organism in Eukaryota, Viridiplantae, Streptophyta, Magnoliopsida, Malpighiales, Euphorbiaceae. Gene Ontology annotation, molecular function: lipid binding. The transcript has 12 exons.